UGCGCCAGGUUGUAGAUGUUGAUGGCUACUACAAUCUGGCAGCUGAGUACCUGGAGUGCUCUCACUGCAAGAAAAAAGUCAUCAGCUGGAGCCAUCCGAUCUUGGAGCAGCUGGACAUUGGGCACCGUCUCCAGUUCCCUGCAGUCCUGACCUACAAGCUUGCCUGUGAUAACAAGGUUGUCAGGCUGUUGAGGUCCAGAGGACUUGGAAACGGUCCCUUCCAGCUGCAGCGGAAAAUUCAUGAGCAGCACAGCGAGGCCUGGCUGCAGAAGACAGCACACUACCUGUCGCAGUGCCAGGAGUUCAGCCAGGCUUCGGAUCGUCGACUCAUUUCCCGCCCGUCCUUUGAUGACCCCGUCCCAAUGCCGUCGGUACACACCUACCACUGGCUGCUACAGGUUUACUGUAACGAUGUUCUUCAGCGCAUCAACGAUAUAAAAGCAGCCAUUACUUCGACAUUUGGGCGGGUGUUGAAAAUGGACUCCACCAAGAAGAUCGCAAGAAAACUGGCUGGACACACGCAUGGUACUGCAGCAUGGGCCACCGACGUGGGGAAUGAGCAUGGGCAGGUCCUGAUGUGCGUGUUGACCGCUGCAGAAGGCCAUGGUUUGGACGAAAUGACCAAGGGCCUUGUCACACGGUACCAGUCUGCCAGUGUGCCCCCGCCGGAACUCCUCUAUGUGGAUAGAGACUGCUGCAGUGCCAGCACAAAACGUCAGUUCAUUGGCUGGCCUGCCUUGCAGAUCCGCCUAGACAUCUGGCACUUCAUGAGGAGAUUCGCAUCAGGGUGUACAACUGACUCCCAUCAGCUGUACGCCUUUUUUCUACGUCGCCUGUCAGCAUGCAUCUUCUCAUGGAGUGCAGAGGAUGUGGAUCUGCUACAGCGGGCUAAACGGGCACAUCUGAUCACCAAGGACAUCAAGAACCCGUCUGCAGAGGAUGUGACCAACCACAUCAACAAGAGGUCACUGGCUCGCCACUGCAGACGGACAACCCGUGGUGUCGAAGAGACCACCCGCCUCAUCAAGGACCUGCUGACCACUUUGGACAGUGAGCAGGGGCGAGACACCCUGGGAGUUCCCUUGUUUGACUCCACCCGCAUCUGGGACAUCUGGGAGUCCCAGAAGAGACACAUCAUCUGCAUCCAGGACCCGGAGGGUGUUCAACUCUACACCAAGACGGGUGAGAUGGUGUUGGGUGGAGUCACUCUACCGGUGUUCAGAUGUGCUCGUGGUUCCACAUCACUUGAGUCCUUUCAUCUCCAUCUGAAUCGAUUCAUCCCUGGAACCACAGCCAAUGACCUGCAUUUCCAGGCCUACCUGAUGGAUGGGCUGGUGCGCUGGAAUGCCGACCGUACUUCAGAUGCCACACUCACCGAAGGCCCCAAUCAUCGGGUGUACAGUGGCUAUCUGAAGUAUGCGGUAGACCAGCUCGGACAACGUGUGCUUGGCAAGAGGAUUGACCCCACACAGACAACCCCCCAGAAAUAUACAGGAGAGCUCAUCGGGGUAGAGUACCUCUAUCACCAAACCAACAAGGUACUUGGAGAGUACUCCGCUGAUGAUGCCUCAGGAGAUGAUGAUGACGACGAUGAUGAUGACGAUGAUGACUUCAGACAACAUGAAACGAGGUUGGACCCAACCAUACCCCCUAUUGAGGGGUCAUCACAGUCCAAUCACCCUAUGGAAGGAAAUGCAUCGGUAACAACAAGUAAAGGCAGCAGCAGCGGCUCCGAGACGGAGUUUCAGAUGGCCUUCUGUGCAGGCCAAACUGCCCGCAACUGGUAUGCCCAUCCUGCAAUCAUCAUCAUCAUCAUCAUCAUCACCAUCACCGCCUCCCCCCAGUGUCGCUCCCCAACCAAGACCCACAUCCUCUACACGCCAAGCAAAGCCUGUGGCCACGUUGUCCAGACGACCUCCCAGCCCUCCAUCAGUAGAAAUGCCUUUCCUGACCAAAGAGCCAACAACUUCAUCAGAAACUCCCGCAGAUCCUGA
This is a messenger RNA of Asterias rubens (European starfish), 1994 nucleotides long. RefSeq lists its product as uncharacterized. The record is from RefSeq and is a predicted model, not a curated record. The transcript has 5 exons. Bases 363 to 1994 code for a protein of 543 amino acids. NCBI's taxonomy places the organism in Eukaryota, Metazoa, Echinodermata, Asteroidea, Forcipulatida, Asteriidae.